Messenger RNA from Centruroides sculpturatus (bark scorpion), 2307 nucleotides. RefSeq names its product eukaryotic peptide chain release factor subunit 1. Gene Ontology annotation, cellular component: cytosol; translation release factor complex. The record is from RefSeq and is a predicted model, not a curated record. Gene Ontology annotation, molecular function: translation release factor activity, codon specific; sequence-specific mRNA binding. Gene Ontology annotation, biological process: cytoplasmic translational termination. Lineage: Eukaryota; Metazoa; Arthropoda; Arachnida; Scorpiones; Buthidae. The coding region runs from base 321 to 1646 and encodes 441 amino acids. The transcript has 11 exons.
GCAUUGCUGCAUUCGUGUUAGCUUCCAUGUUUGUAACUCAGCGAUCGGUCUAUUGGUCCAUUCGCUAUUUAUCUAGUUUUUCUAUGUAUUUAUUUGUAGUUUACGCUUAUUAAACAUAUUUAGAAGAAUUUCCAUAUUAUUAUCAAAGACGAAAGUCAAAAUUAAUUAUUAAUGGGCUAAAUUAACCGCUUUAAGUUUAAUUGUAUGUAAGCCUAAGUUAAUGUGGUUGCCAAAUAACAAAGUGCAUUAGAUUGAGAGAAAAGCUCACAUUUUUAAGUUCCUUUUUUAUUUUAUUUCGUUUUAAUCAUCAUUAAAAGAAAAUGUCUUCGACUGGAUAUAAUUUAGAAGAAUCUAACGCCGAUAGAAAUGUAGAAAUAUGGAAGAUAAAGAAGUUGAUCAAAAGUCUGGAAGCAGCUAGAGGCAAUGGAACUAGUAUGAUAUCAUUAAUAAUUCCACCCAAGGACCAAAUUUCAAGGGUUUCAAAAAUGUUGGCUGAUGAAUUUGGUACAGCAUCUAACAUUAAAAGUCGGGUUAAUAGACUUUCAGUUCUUGGAGCAAUUACAUCUGUACAACAUAGAUUAAAACUUUAUACUAAAGUGCCACCAAAUGGCCUUGUGAUAUAUUGUGGCACAAUAGUAACAGAGGAAGGAAAAGAAAAAAAAGUAAAUAUUGAUUUCGAACCAUUCAAACCGAUUAAUACAUCAUUGUAUUUGUGUGAUAACAAAUUUCACACUGAGGCUUUGUCUGCAUUACUUGCAGAUGAUAAUAAGUUUGGUUUUAUUGUAAUGGAUGGAAAUGGUGCCCUGUUUGGUACACUUCAAGGAAACACUAGAGAAGUUUUGCAUAAAUUUACUGUAGAUCUUCCAAAGAAGCAUGGACGUGGUGGUCAAUCUGCCCUUCGAUUUGCUAGACUACGCAUGGAAAAACGCCAUAACUAUGUCCGUAAAGUGGCUGAAGUUGCUGUGCAGUUGUUUAUUACGAAUGAUAAACCAAACAUUGCAGGAUUAGUUCUUGCUGGUUCUGCUGAUUUUAAAACAGAACUUAGUCAAUCAGAUAUGUUUGAUCCUAGAUUACAAGCUAAAGUUCUGAAGCUUGUUGAUGUAUCUUAUGGAGGUGAAAAUGGUUUUAAUCAAGCUAUAGAAUUAUCUGCAGAAGUUUUAUCAAAUGUGAAGUUUAUUCAGGAAAAGAAACUUAUUGGUCGCUACUUUGAUGAAAUAUCCCAAGAUACUGGUAAAUAUUGUUUUGGUGUUGAUGACACACUUAAAGCUUUAGAAAUGGGAUCAGUGGAAAUACUCAUAGCUUGGGAGAAUUUGGAUAUUGUACGAUACAUUCUGAAGAAUCAUGCCAUGGAUGAAGAAAGAAUACUUCAUUUGACUCCUGAACAAGAGAAAGAUCGAACACAUUUUACUGACAAAGAGACAGGAGUAGAAUUAGAGCUUGUUGAAUCCAUGCCACUUCUAGAAUGGUUAGCUAACAAUUAUAAAAAUUUCGGUGCCACGUUAGAAAUUAUUACAGACAAAUCUCAGGAAGGUUCUCAAUUUGUUAAAGGAUUUGGUGGUAUUGGUGGCUUGUUACGUUACAGAGUGGAUUUCCAAAGUUUGGAAGUUACUGAUGGACUAGAUGAUUAUGACCUAGAUGAAUUGUAAUUGUUUAUAUAAUGAGUUGCUGUGAUAAUUUUUGGGAAACACUAACUUCAUAUGGACAAAAUACCUCUCUUUAAGUUCCUGCUUCCAGGCAGACCAAAUGAAACAACCAUCUGCUGAUUUAAUAGUUCUUCCGUUUUGAUACAGACAUAAUGCCAAUUACAUAUGGUAUCCAGCCAGUGUAAUUACUAUAUUUGUAUCAAGUUCAUUUUUCAGUAAUGAAUUCUUAUGGGAUGGGACUCAAAACAUAUUCCAAAACCAUUCUUUUAUAUCAUUGUUUGUGGAUAUUUUUCAUCAGUUUUUUCCUAGCCAAGUAUGACAAUUCUCUAAAGUUAAGUUCUGUUGCAGCAUACCUGUAUUCGUUAUGAAUACUUGCCUUUAUGGACGAGGUAGCAUAUUUGAAUUUGAAAAUGCUUUUUGAGUAUCAUUAUCUUGGGGCCAGUUGCAUUUCAAUGGGCCUUAAAGGCUUUAUGUGCCUGAUUGGAUUAUCUUGGAUACUUUUAAUUAUAUCCAAGGAUUCCAGUCCAACUGUGCUCUAUGUUGACAGUUUGAUUCCAAUGAAAUAAAAAUUUACUGUCACAUGAAACAUCUCUUUUUAAUUUAAUGAAUUGAUAAAAAAAAAAAAAAGUGAAUAUAAAUAAAAUUGUCCCUUUUAGUUUUUUCA